Micropterus salmoides (largemouth bass) is the source of this 4709-nucleotide messenger RNA. Its product is annotated as far upstream element-binding protein 3-like. Gene Ontology annotation, biological process: regulation of gene expression. The record is from RefSeq and is a predicted model, not a curated record. Lineage: Eukaryota; Metazoa; Chordata; Actinopteri; Centrarchiformes; Centrarchidae. Bases 70 to 1704 code for a protein of 544 amino acids. The transcript has 18 exons. Gene Ontology annotation, cellular component: cytoplasm; nucleus. Gene Ontology annotation, molecular function: mRNA binding.
UUCAGCUCAGUUAGCAGCGCCGAGCUAAUCCGGCUAUCAGCUAACGGCUAACGGCUAGCUAGUGGCGCUAUGAUGGCGGAGCUGGUGCAGGGACAGGCCUCGAUGAACCAGCCGGGGCUGAAGUCAGACGGCAUAGCCGAGGUUUUACAGAGGGCCCGGCAGAUGGUAGGAAAGAUGGGCGGAGAAACCAUGUCUCACCUCAACAGCUCCUCAGGAAGUGUCGAACCCUCGCUGUACUACCCGGGACAGAAGCGACCAGGAGAGGACGGAGUAGGAAACCAGCUAGCAGCCAUGGGGCAUCAAAGCAGGGUAAUCACAGAGGAUUACAAGGUUCCCGACAGAAUGGUUGGCUUCAUUAUUGGUAGAGGAGGUGAACAGAUCACCAGGAUCCAGUUGGAGUCCGGCUGCAAGAUCCAGAUUGCUUCUGACAGCGGCGGUCUGAUGGAGCGGCCAUGUUCCCUGACUGGAACCCCAGAGAGCAUCGAGCAGGCAAAGCGGCUGCUGAUCCAGAUUGUGGAUCGCUGUAGAAACGGACCUGGUUUUCACGGCGAAGGGGAGGGCGGCGCCUCGGUGCAGGAGAUGCUGAUCCCGGCCAGUAAGGUGGGGCUGGUGAUUGGCCGAGGAGGAGACACCAUCAAACAGCUGCAGGAGCGAGCAGGGGUGAAGAUGAUGAUGAUCCAGGACGGUCCGAUGCCGACAGGAGCCGACAAACCCCUCCGCAUCUCCGGAGACCCGUACAAAGUGCAGGCAGCGAGGGAGCUCGUGUUGGAGGUGAUCCGGGAGAAGGACGGAGACUUCAGGUCGGGACGCAACGACUUCAGCGCCCGUCUGGGAGGAGCCAACCUGGAUUCUGUCCCUCUGCAGGUCCCAGUCCCCAGGUUUGCUGUUGGCAUUGUGAUCGGCAGGAACGGAGAAAUGAUCAAGAAGAUCCAGAAUGAUGCAGGGGUCCGGAUCCAGUUUAAAGCAGAUGAUGGCAUCAGUCCGGAGCGUGUUGCCAUGGUGAUGGGUCAGCCGGACCGCUGUCAGCAUGCUGUCCACCUCAUCAACGAGCUCAUCCAGACCGCACAGGAGCGCGAUGGUUUUGGCUCCGCCCUGCGGAGUGGGAGGGUCAGAAGUCGUGGUGAUUGGACUAUGGGCUCUCCUGGUCCCCUACAGGAAGUGACCUACACCAUCCCCGCUGACAAGUGUGGCCUGGUCAUCGGCAAAGGUGGAGAAACCAUCAAGAGUAUUAACCAGCAGUCUGGGGCUCACGUGGAGCUGCAGAGGAACCCUCCCCCCUCCACCGACCCCAACACCCGGGUCUUCACCAUCAGAGGCACCGCCCAGCAGAUGGACCUGGCACGCCAGCUCAUAGACGACAAGAUCGGGGGCUCGGGCAUCAUGAGUAACGGAGGUUUUGGCUUCAGUCCCUUCACCCAGGGCCCCGCUACACACCAGAACUGUGGCAGUGGUCAGACCUUCCUGACUGGCGUUUGGGGAAACACCUACCAGACCAGCUGGCAGAACCCUGGACAACAAGACCCCGGUCAGCAGAGCCAGCCUCAGAGCUUGAUGACAGACUACAGUAAGGCCUGGGAGGACUACUACAAGAAACAAAGUCAGUCGUCUCAGCAGAGUUCGGUGCCAGACUACACUGCAGCGCUAGCAGAAUACUACAGACAGCAGCCCUACAUGUGGAACCCCGCCCAGAUACAGGAUCACUAGAGGCUCCUCCCAUCACCCGGCGAAGGCCUCGGAUGGUCGUCGGCGGCCACCGGAUCGGGGUUUCUAGCAACGCUCUGCCGCUUCCUCCUUCCUUUUUUUGUAGAGAAAAACUAAGGAUUAACUGAAAAUCACGAACUCUCUCUUCUUUCUGUUUUUUAACCUUACAAAGUUGAUAUUUUGUCGGGCAGAUUUUUUGGGACUAGCCUCUGGUCUCUCUCUCCACAGUGUAGACCUGAUUUUUUGUUUUUGUUUUUGUUUUUUAUCAAACUUGAACUUAAAGAUGUAUCAGUGUGGCUUUGAACAAAAACAAAAAAAUCCAGUAUAAUCUAUAUUUUGUCUAGUUUUAUUUUCCAAUAAGAAAACGGUAUGAGGCUUAGCAGUCUUGAGUAAGAAAAUCAGAUAUUAUUAUUAUUAUUAUUAUUAUUAUUUUGUUGAUAAUGUUUUAAAGCAUGCGACAGAUUGUGUGUUGACUCUCAGUUAUUACUUUUUUUUUUGGCAUAGAAAUAUUUUAAUAGCGUCAGAUGGAAAUUUAAUGUUUUACCGUCAGAGACAAAACUGUUUUUUUGUACUAAAUUUGUGCUCGCUGGGUCUUUGUUCUCGAUCUAAUUUUACCUGUUUAGUCGCCAUCUUGGAGGUGCAAUGACGCGUUUAUUGUUUUCUUUUGGUUUGAUGACAGUUCUUAUUCCUGUAUCUCUAUAGUGAUUCUUUAGUUUUUAUGAUGUAAUGAUGAAUAAAUGACGAUUUAUAUUGCGUUGUCUAAAGCCAGAUCUCUCUGUGGUCAAACACUUUGUGUCCUCCGCAGGAUUUAAACUCCACCCCCCGCCUCAACUUUCAUUACAAAGAAGGCGGAAAUGACUGUUUUCUUACAGAGUGAAACUUUAUUAUUGUUGUUGUAACUUAGUUCUGCAUUUCUACUUUGCCGAUUUGUUUGUAAGAAUAAGUGUUAGGAGCUGAGCAAUGAAGUUAUCGAUCCUAUUAGCAAUUUGUUUGGGCAAACGAGCGCGUUAGCUGAAUGCACAAGUUAGCUGAACGAUGUUUGUUAGUGACGAAGAUGUGUGUUACCUCAACUGUGUGUUAGCUGUGUGAAUGUGGUGGUUCUGUAAGCUGUAGUGUGCGUGCGUGUUAACUAAAUGUUAGGAGAACCAACGAUCUGUUAAGCUAAAUGGUGCGUGUUAGCUGAAUGUAGACGUUAAAUCUCUCUCGGUGAAAAGAUGUGGCGUCUGAACUGUAUGACUCUUCUCGAUGAACAAGUUUUGUUAUUUGAAUGGAUGUUGUGGCUCAACCGUUAUGUGUGUGUGUGUGUUAGCUGGAUGCGAAGCUAUUUAGUUAAGCGUGCGCUAACUUAAUUGCGUAAUGCUGCACUCACGACAUAUCGACAGGUGAUAAGAAACAUCCACGUCCGCCUCCUGGUGGCAACAAAAGUCGGAGAUAAUUUGAAUUUUCUACAGCUAAAAUAUGAUGAACACAACUGUCAGCAAACUGACUCCAAAGAACCCCAGCCGAAACACUAAUAUUAUCCAUUUUGCUAAUUAGAAAGAAGCUGUUUGCAUCUAAUUUUACUUGCUAACGAAGUGCCGUAACAAUGUGAAAUGAUUAAACAUAGUUAAUUUAGGUUUAAUAUCCAUUUCAGUGGCUAGCAAACGGGGUAACAUCUUUAAACAAUGUGUCAGUGUGCCUGAAUUAUCCCUGAUCCUCCUGACGUGGUGUGAAUGCAGCAUUAGCUGAAUGUCCGUUAGCUAAACGGUGUGUAUGUUAGCUGUACUGUGUGUGUUAAGGCUGGGUUAGGCUUCUCCAACAGUUUGGGUGGCUAUUUUAUAUAUUUACAAACGUGAAGAUAUUCUUUUGCUUUUCCUUUUUCGAGCCCGAGACGUUUGUGCACCUUCGCCGAGCGUGUAACUCCAGCCUUAGCCGUAUGUUUGUUAGCAUUGUGUGUUUUCUGAUGUGUAUUUCUGUGCGUUAGCUGAGCGUCGUGUGUGUGUGUGUGUGUGUGUGUGUCGGACCACAGAGAGGUUUGCCUUGUGUUGAGGGGAGAUCUGGCUGUUGUUGAGUUGAAUAUUGAAUCAGUGGUUAUGCUUCUUGUAUGUGUGACGAUGAUGAUGAUAAUAAUAAUAAUGACGACGAUAAUAAUGAGUUCUCCUGUACAGGGGGUCUAUUUAAAUCUGUUCAUCCAGUUAUGAAUAUUCAGUUUGUCUAUAAGAUAAUAUGGUUUGUGUAAAUUUCCACUCUCUGGCGGGUGCUCUCCAGUUUAAAAGUGUGCUUUGUUAUCCUGUUUAAAAAUGAGAUUGUUUAAUUCACAUGUUGUGUCUAACCGAUUUUUGCAAAGAGAAGCUAUGUUAUAUUCUCAAGACUGCUAGGCUAACUGUCUCUAUCUCUUCUCCUCGUCUUUCCGUCUGUCUGUCUGGACGCCGCCACGUUAAAAAAAAAAAAGAAAAGUUGUCGGGUCUCUUUUUUUUUCCAACACGUCUGUAAUUGGACCAUGUGACUACACGGGCGUGUUGAACGGUCCCGUUUGUUAGCGUGGCGGCUCCGGGGCGAGGAGAGCUGUAGUGAGGGGGUUUUUACUCCCCGUAAAAUUAUAUUAAAAAAACAAAAAACACCGGAGUGGGCGGUGAACUGGUGUCCAGGUCCAGGCGCGGCGUGGACUCUAACGAGCUGGACUGGGUCCCGAACCAGCUGGGCAGCGAGGUCACACAUAGCCUCCCGGCGCCCCAGAACCAGGACUAGACACGACACCACCCAUCCCACUCCGGUUUAGAUCUUCCUAGUCCCGACCCCUGGUCCUGAAGGGGUGACGGGGAGCUUUUUGGUUUCAUGGUUUCUGUUGUUUUUCUAAUGGACAGACGUCCUAACUGUAACCUGCAGAUUUUUCUAUUAGAUUCUAUUGACAGAUAAAGUUGUGUAUGAACCCGAGCCACGAGACUGUCGGUGGCCGAGGAAGAGGAAGAUGGAUGAUGAUGAUGAUGAUGAUUAACAUGAGGGCUAAUAAACAGGCUCAUUCUUUCUGA